UAAUUGGAAACAUGGUGAAAUUAAAAUUUUACUUGAUCAUCUUCAAGAAAAAUUUUCAACUUGGUCUAAAGGAAAUAAAUCUAAAUUUUAUAAUGAUAUGGCGAAGAAUAUUCUUUCUAAUAAAGAAGCAAAUGCAAUUAAAGAGGCAAAGGAUUGGUAUUGGUAUGAUAAAUUAGAUGUGAUUUUUGGAACACGUGAAAAUAUAACUCCUUCAUGUUUAGUAAAUAAAUCAACAGUUACAGCCAUAGCUGAAAUGGGUCAGACACGUGAAAGAAUUUGGGAAAAAAAAAUGUUAUUAGAACAAGAAAGGUUAAGUAAAAAUCAUGAAUUAGAAAAGGAACGAUUGGAA
Messenger RNA from Funneliformis geosporum, 349 nucleotides. The record is from the annotation of a GenBank genome assembly. Lineage: Eukaryota; Fungi; Glomeromycota; Glomeromycetes; Glomerales; Glomeraceae.